GAGGCCACUGUCCUCAAGACCCGAGAGUGCGAAAUCGUCUGCCCCUUCACCAAGCUCUGGUGCGAGUACCGCCCUUACAACUACCGCUGCGACAGCUCUGGCAAGCUUCGCUACGAUCAGUGCCACACCGAAUGCGAGAAUGCUUCCUGGGGCUGCACCUGCGGCUGCGACUGGCGC
Molecule: messenger RNA, 177 nt
Organism: Colletotrichum phormii
Lineage: Eukaryota; Fungi; Ascomycota; Sordariomycetes; Glomerellales; Glomerellaceae
Exons: 1
Source: RefSeq, a predicted model, not a curated record